Cantharellus anzutake is the source of this 1170-nucleotide messenger RNA. RefSeq lists its product as uncharacterized. Bases 26 to 937 code for a protein of 303 amino acids. Lineage: Eukaryota; Fungi; Basidiomycota; Agaricomycetes; Cantharellales; Hydnaceae. The record is from RefSeq and is a predicted model, not a curated record. The transcript is spliced from 4 exons.
CACCCAACAACGUCUCGACACUCAUAUGGGUAUUGUAGGGGUGGCACGAUGGAAGAAUGGUGGACAGGAUGACUUUCAAGCACUCCUUGACAACAUCAUGAAAGGGUAUAUGUGUAAACGGGAAGGGAAGUGGUCCAUGACAUUACAUUCGUAUCGUUCUGGUACUUUCCCCUCCCGAAGCAUCUAUACCGUUUCGACUUCAGCAUACACAUACGCUCUCCUCGAAGACGUUUCCAUACCUCCUCCGAGUAUCCAGCUUCCAUUACCCCCCACACGUCAAGUCCCUGGAACGCCUCGACCUACUCGCACCCAAUUCGUCACCAUUCCCUCACCUGAGGCGCUCCCCACGUUACUUUCACAAAUUUCGGGGAACUGGACUUCCUCGAGGCAAAAUAACGCUGCUCACAGUGGGAGAGGCGUAGUGUUUGGCGUGGGGCCGCAAGUUUUGCUUGAGGGACAUACGUACACCAUUGCAGGUGACUGGGUUGUACGUGUUGGGAGCGUAACGCAAGGUCCUGGUGCUCCUGGGGGAGCCAGCGGUGCAGCAAGAGGUAUAAUCAUUGAGGUAGAGUACCUUCCCCUGUCGAAACAACCGGCACCACAACCCGAGACCGGCAAUGGGCCGCUCAUUACUGAAUUCCUUAUGACGAUCGUACCAAAAGCCUCUCAGCAUCAGAUCUUGGCUGUGGCCUUAAGCCCGCAACAGUGGGCCGAGAUUCUCAAACCGGGAAGGGACGAUGAUGGGGGUCCAGUGGGGAAAGAAGAGGAGCAGGAGGCGGAUAAGCAAGAGAACGAAGAGGGAGAGGAACUGGAUGAUGUCCUUUGGACGGGGGAUGGAGAGGAUGAAGCGGCGAAGGAUGUUCAUCCUACUCACGAAAGAGAACGACGAUCGGCGUAUCUCAUCUUGAGAUGUCUGCAAGGAGAGGGAUUGCUGUAACCUAUACGAAUGUAAGUUCUUUUUGGUCCGGUUCAAGAGUGGGAGACAAUAAGUACAUGGACGAAGUUUAUUGCUUCGCAGCACAUCCUUUUUCUUGACCUAACCUUCUCAACAUGUUCAACCAGAUCCACCUGUCACCCCUCAUUUCCAUGUCAUACCACCAAUUCACAGCGAUUACCACGCCUUUCCCACCCGCCUCUUCGCCCUCCUGCGCAACGGCAUGCCACCAUCCU